UGUUGGGGCGCUGUUUCCGGUGCUGUGCGAGAGCUGCAGUACGCGCGGUUCACCCCGACGACAUGUUGUCCCAUUCCCGCUGUCUCUCCCGGAGCCUCGGGCGCUCGAUCACCGCCCUGCGGCAGGGAAACGGUGUUCUUGCAAGGCGGGCUACUUCAGGUAUAUCAUCGGCUAGUCAGUGCGUCUCCUUCAAGAACAGCCCGAGGAGUGAGACCCGGUCAAGCGUCUAUCAGAUCAGAUACUUCAACACCACAGCCGCUCACAGGAAUGAAGUUAUCACGGUAAAAACCCCAGCGUUUGCGGAGUCCGUCACAGAGGGAGACGUCAGGUGGGAGAAAGCUGUCGGAGACUCGGUCUCUGAGGAUGAAGUCGUCUGUGAGAUCGAGACUGAUAAGACGUCGGUGCAGGUUCCCUCUCCAGCUGCCGGAGUCAUCGAGGAGCUGCUGGUUCCUGACGGAGGGAAAGUGGAAGGAGGAACGCCUCUCUUCAGACUCAAGAAAGGAGCUGCAGCUGCUAAGACGACGGCGGCGGCGGCUCCUCCUCCUCCGGCAGAGACUCCUGCUCCGCCUCCUCCUGCUCCGGCUCCGGGUCCUGCGGGCCCCAUCCCCUCCAGCAUGCCCCCCGUGCCCCCUGUGCCGGCCCAGCCCAUCCAGGCCACGCCAGUUUCAGCCAUUAAACCCACUGCUGCUGCUGCUCCUCCUGCUGAUACUGGGGUCAAAGCCACGCGAUCAGAGCACAGGGUGAAGAUGAACCGCAUGCGACUGCGAAUCGCUCAGCGGCUGAAGGAAGCGCAGAACACCUGUGCAAUGUUGACAACCUUCAAUGAAGUGGAUAUGAGCAACAUUACAGAGAUGAGGAAACUAUAUAAAGAUGCUUUCCUGAAGAAACACAACAUCAAACUGGGCUUCAUGUCUGCGUUUGUGAAAGCUGCUGCUUACGCUUUGACAGACCAGCCUGCUGUUAAUGCUGUCAUUGAUGACACAACCAAAGAGAUUGUGUAUCGGGAUUACGUGGACAUCAGUGUGGCCGUCGCGACACCAAAGGGUCUGGUGGUCCCAGUGAUCAGAGGAGCGGAGGGAAUGAACUUCGCAGACAUUGAGAAAACCAUCAACGAGCUGGGAGAGAAGGCUCGUAAGAAUGAGCUGGCUGUGGAGGACAUGGACGGCGGGACGUUCACCAUCAGCAACGGAGGAGUGUUCGGCUCCAUGUUCGGGACGCCCAUCAUCAACCCGCCGCAGUCGGCCAUCCUGGGCAUGCAUGGCAUCUUCGACCGGCCCGUGGCCAUCGCUGGGAAGGUGGAGAUCAGGCCGAUGAUGUACGUGGCUCUGACGUACGACCACCGCUUGAUUGACGGCAGAGAGGCGGUGACCUUCCUCAGAAAGAUCAAGUCUGUGGUGGAGGACCCUCGGGUGCUGCUGCUGGACAUGUGACCGCACACGCACACACACACCGAUACACCACACACACACACGAUACGCCACACACACUGAUACGCCCCACACACACACACUCUGAUAGGCCACGCAGACGAGGGGACUGGAGUGGGAUCCGCAGUGAUCAUCUUCAUCUCGACGUGUUCUACAUGUAAAUGUGUUUCAGAAUAUGACGGAGUUUGUAAUCUCGCAGAACCGCUUGUUCUGUGUACAGCUCAGCACACACACAUGACCUGUGUAAUUAUGUUUCUAAACGAUAGUAAUAUACAUAUGUUAUAUUUAAUCUCUUCUGUGUAAUGAACACUAUGUUCCAGAAGUGUGUCGCGGGUGUUUUGUCUUUCACACCGCGACGUGUCCCGCACAACUCCAGCUCUUCAGAUUCUGCCCUGUAAAGAACCAAAUCUGAGCUUUUAAACAAUAAACGGAACGAAACGCUCCA
Molecule: messenger RNA, 1872 nt
Organism: Pimephales promelas (fathead minnow)
Lineage: Eukaryota; Metazoa; Chordata; Actinopteri; Cypriniformes; Leuciscidae
Gene: dlst
Product: dihydrolipoamide S-succinyltransferase
Biological process (GO): tricarboxylic acid cycle
Cellular component (GO): oxoglutarate dehydrogenase complex; mitochondrion
Molecular function (GO): dihydrolipoyllysine-residue succinyltransferase activity
Source: RefSeq, a predicted model, not a curated record